Achroia grisella is the source of this 1774-nucleotide messenger RNA. Its product is annotated as UDP-glucosyltransferase 2-like. Bases 172 to 1737 code for a protein of 521 amino acids. Gene Ontology annotation, molecular function: UDP-glycosyltransferase activity. The transcript has 9 exons. Lineage: Eukaryota; Metazoa; Arthropoda; Insecta; Lepidoptera; Pyralidae. The record is from RefSeq and is a predicted model, not a curated record.
CCGCGGAGUAAAAACGUGGAGCUGUGGCUAAUGAGCCGAUACUUUGUCAAUAAUAACUUAUAUACCAAGAAAUAUAAGUAAAUAAAUAAGUAAGCACUACAUUAUCGACAUUGACAUCGCUGUACUUCAGUUAAAUCGUAACGGCUAGUGGAAACCAGUCCGAGAUAAAUAAUGGCCCGGUGGUUAGGGUUAAUUCUCGCUCUUGCAGUGUUUUCAAAUUUGAGUGAAGCAUAUAGAUUCUUAGUCAUUUUCCCAAUACCUGGAAAAAGUCAUAAUAUUCUCGGCAGUAAUGUGGUCGACCAUUUACUUCAAGCUGGACAUGAGGUUACAUUCGUCACGCUGUUUCCAGUCAAGAACCCACAUCCAAAUCUACAACAGUUAGAUGUUAGUUCCAAUUUUGAUCUAAUGCCGGAGGACCUCCUAAAUGUAAAGGCGCUACUGAAUGAAGAAGUAAACAUCGAUAAUCCUCUGUUGAUGUUUCAAUUCACAAAGGAUUUGUUCGCGAAAACCGUCGAGAAUCCAAAUGUUGCAAAAGUGCUCGGCGACACUAAUCAGAAAUUUGAUGCAGUGAUAGCUGAAUGGAUGUACAAUGACGCUUACUCAGGGAUAGCUACAAUAUUUGACUGUCCUCUCAUCUGGUUUUCCACUAUCGAUCCACAUUGGGUUAUACUUAGUUUAAUUGAUGAAAGUACUAAUCCAGCCUACGUGCCAGACCGUCUGUCAAGUAGUAUACCACCAUUCAAUUUCAAAGAACGAGUAAGCGGACUUCUCCUGCAGCUUGUAAGCUCAGCGUUUAAAACUUUUUAUUGGAAUGGUGUCAUUGAAGAGGAAGUCAGAAGAUUGAUUUGGCCAUACCUAAUUCAGAGAGGAAAACCUAUUCCUUCAUUCCUUGAAGUUAGCCAUAAUGCAUCUUUGGUUUUGGGUAAUUCUCAUGUAUCUUUAGGACAAUCAAUCAGAUUACCUCAAAACUACAAGCCUAUCGCAGGAUACCAUAUUAAUCCUAAAGUAGCACCAUUACCAGAAGACUUGAAAAAACUAUUGGACAAUGCAAAGAAUGGCUUAAUUUACUUCAGCAUGGGAUCAAACUUGAAAAGCAAAGAUCUCCCGGACAACUUAAAACAGGGAUUCCUAAAAAUUUUCCGUGACCUGAAACAAACAGUGCUAUGGAAAUUUGAAGAAGCAAUUCCAAAUUUGCCCAAAAAUGUACAUAUAGUUCAAUGGGCUCCACAACAUAGUAUAUUAGCACAUCCAAAUUGUAUACUUUUCAUCACACACGGUGGACUGCUGUCCACAACCGAAACUGUUCAUUUUGGAAAACCAAUUAUUGGAAUACCAGUGUUUGGUGAUCAAUUCGUUAAUAUUGAAAGGGCUGUGAGUAGAGGAUUUGCUAUAAAAGUGCCUUUAUCUUACACAAUGUUGGAUAAAUUCAAAGCAGCUAUAGACGAAGCUAUCAGUAAUCCUAAAUACAAAAAUAAGGUGAAGGAGCUCUCGGAAAUUUAUCACGACCGGCCCGUCCCAUCGAGUGAGGAGUUGGUGCACUGGGUAGAGCACGUGGUGCGGACGGGAGGCGCCCCGCAUUUGAGAUCUCCUGCGCUCAAUGUUCCGUGCUAUCAGAAAUACUAUUUAGAUCUGUUGGCAGUUAUUGCAGCAAUCAUUUUAGUAUUAGUAGUUGCAUUUAAAUUAUCAUUGCGGGUCUUAAUGUAUAACAAGAAGCAGAAUUUGAAAAAGAAGAACUGAAUUAUUUUGAUCCACAUAUUUUUUUAAAUUUAAAUUA